AUGGAGAUCCUGGGGGUGGGAGAGCAGGAGGGUACACUGAGAUAUCUGGGCGUCCUUAUCUCCGACCGGCGCCUCCGCAGUAGGGACUGCAACUCUCUUGAGCUCAGGAUUUGGCAUAGGUUUGAGGGGCGGCAGAUGGAUGCUCUUUUUAUGAUGGGCAGAGUCACUCUGGUGAGGUCGGUACUCAGCUUGAUUCCGAUUUAUCUACUAUCCAACGCCAUUCUUCUGGUGGCUCUGCUGAGGACUCUCGAGCAGCUCUUUAGAAACUUUAUUUGGGGCAGGCGGGGGCAGAGGGGGUAUUCGUCUGUGGUCUGGGAGGUCAUCUACCAGCCUGUUAGGUGUGACAGCAUGUUCUUGGUGGCGAGGGGGGAGGCUCUUGCGGCGAGACAUGCAGCCAGAUUCAUCAUGAAACCUAACAACAUGUUGUGCACUCUUUUGAGGGCUAAGUAUGGAGCCCUCUCGGCGAUGAUGGAUGUCUAG
Phoenix dactylifera (date palm) is the source of this 480-nucleotide messenger RNA. The record is from RefSeq and is a predicted model, not a curated record. Lineage: Eukaryota; Viridiplantae; Streptophyta; Magnoliopsida; Arecales; Arecaceae.